UACAACAAAAGUGUAAUUUGUCAAAGUUAAACUAAAUAAUCAUUAUGUAAGGAAAAAAAUACAAUGUCAACGACGCUUACAUCAACUACCACCUCUGCCAAUAAGUUUACUUUUUUAACCGUCACCGAACCAUCAUAAAGCAUUUCUUGCUAGUUACACCACUGUUAUGGAAACAUCAAAGAAAAUGGAAGAUACAAAAGAAGAAAGAAAAGAAGAAAUUGGGAAUCCACCAAGUCAAUGUGUGCUAUAUUUUAGACAAGUAUGUCUCUGCAUGUUCUCCUAUGGUAAAUUAUUUAUUUAUAUUAGGACUUUACAUGGGUGCUCCAAUAAUGCAUAUUUUAAGUGAAGCGAACAAGGAAUCUUCAGAAAAUAUCAUCACCCCGGAAAUGGCUUCGUGGUUCCCUUGCACAUCCGCGUUAUCUUCAUUUCCAUGGGCUAUAAUUUUACCUCUUAUAGCAAAUCGUUAUGGUCGGAAAGCUAGCUUCCAUCUCGUAAAUAUAAAUACAGUAAUAGGAACCAUCAUUUUCAAUUAUAGUAAAACAUUGACUCAACUAAUAAUAAGUCAAAUUUUAAUAGGAACUUUAGUAGGCUCAGUUUUUACAGUAUUUGUUAUGAUUAUAAGUGAAUUAGCAUCUCCGAAAUCCAGGGGGUUUAUCUUAACCUUAAUAUCGGCAGCAUUUUUUUGGGGAACAUUGACAUCAAAUUUUCUUGCAAAAAUGGAAGCUCGGAAAAAUAUUAUUUAUAUUGUUGGCUUUUGCUGUAUAUUCAACGCAUUUAAUUUUCCGGAAUCACCAUGCUGGCUAGCAACAAAGAACAAAUUUGAGGAAUGUGCCAAACUUCAUCGGUGGAUAAAAGGAACUGACUCAAACGCUGAAAAUCAUCUCCGAAUUCUUAUUUCAAAUCAAAAAACAAAUUUAAAUAAUACAUUCACAAAAGAUAAUAAAAAUGCUGAUAAUAUAAUUGGCAGAAUGCGUAAAGUUCUUAGUAGUAAAAAAUUUUAUAAGCCAUUAUUUUAUACGGCGCUUACGAUUUGUCUGUAUUACUUUUCAGGAAAAUUAACUUUUACCAUAUACGCUAGUGAUAUUAUAAAAAAUAUAACUAAAAGUGAAGAAGCAGCUUAUAAUCUAAUGUUAAUUCUAAACGGUGUCACAGUUUUUUGUGCAUAUGUAGGAUGCUAUACAACUUGUAUUUUAAAACGACGAACACAAUUACUUGUUUUUUUAGCCUCUGGAAUAUUGUUCCUGUAUCUGCUUAGUAUUUACACAUACAUAGCUAAAUUAAAUAUCGUGUAUGAAAAUGAAUAUAUCUAUUUAAUACUAUUCUCGGGAUUUUCAAUCAGCUACAGUUGUGGUCCAUUGAUAAUCGGUAUUAGUUUUUUGAUCGACCUUAUACCAACACAAGAACGGAACUUAUUCUUGACUUUAACAGGAAUUAUUGGAUCUCUUGUAUUAACGAUCGUUUUAAAAAUUACACCAGCUAUAUACACAACUUACGACAGUCAUGUGUUAUUCCUAUUUUACGCUAUUACAGCAUCCGUUUGCCUCUUUGGACUUUACAAACAUUUACCCGAAUCAAAAAAUAGAAUAAUACAACAAUUAGAAAAUGUUACUGCUCAAGAGGAAGAAGAAGAAGAUUCAUUAAGUGAAGGUUUAAAAGAGGUUAUACCACUUAAAUCGGUUUCUUGAUGUCUUUUGCUGACACGUAUUGCAUUGCAAACUUUUUUUAACUUUCGUGAUACAUAGAUGUGGUUGUAAUCUAAUACAUUUAUAUAUAAUUCAGUAGUAGGUUUUUAGUUCUUAUUACGCAAAGCGUCUGUUUAUAGUAUCUUAAAAUAUUGUAUUCUCGUUACUAGAUCAUCUUUAUAUAAAAGAAAAUGUAUUGACGGACUUUAAUUUUGGAUUUUGCAUCAUCGUAAAAAACUGUCUACUAUAUUUCUGUUGAACUAUUCAGAAAGGUCUCGAAUACUUUAAAAGUCAUUUACCAAAUACGAAUUUGAUGUUUUUCAUAGAAAAUUAACCAUUUUUGUCAAGGACAUUUUAGAUAAAACU
Danaus plexippus (monarch butterfly) is the source of this 2048-nucleotide messenger RNA. RefSeq names its product facilitated trehalose transporter Tret1-like. Gene Ontology annotation, cellular component: membrane. Bases 282 to 1685 code for a protein of 467 amino acids. The record is from RefSeq and is a predicted model, not a curated record. Lineage: Eukaryota; Metazoa; Arthropoda; Insecta; Lepidoptera; Nymphalidae. The transcript has 3 exons. Gene Ontology annotation, biological process: transmembrane transport. Gene Ontology annotation, molecular function: transmembrane transporter activity.